Messenger RNA from Suricata suricatta (meerkat), 11146 nucleotides. RefSeq names its product transforming acidic coiled-coil containing protein 2 (gene TACC2). Lineage: Eukaryota; Metazoa; Chordata; Mammalia; Carnivora; Herpestidae. Gene Ontology annotation, cellular component: cytoplasm. Gene Ontology annotation, biological process: cerebral cortex development; cell population proliferation; mitotic spindle organization. The record is from RefSeq and is a predicted model, not a curated record. The transcript is spliced from 24 exons. The coding region runs from base 134 to 8971 and encodes 2945 amino acids.
GGGGCGGAGGGCAGUGCUGACAAGUCCCAACAUCAGGGAGAGAGGGCCUUUUCGCCGCUGUCUGCUUCUCAUGCUGAGAGGAUACUGGUUGCUUCUGGUAAAAUCCAGAGGGACGCUGACACCCUGAAUCACCAUGGGCAAUGAGAACAGCACCUCGGAAAACCAGCAGGAGAACUCGGGCUUGCAUAACGUCAUCCUGUGGCCGCCACACCCUGAGCCCUCGCAGAGAACUCCGUCCGCUCGGAGUCCAGGGUCUGUGCAACCCCCCGGGAGCGGUCACAACACAGAAGGGGACCUGGAGGAGAAGUCCGGAGGCGGGGACCGUGGAGGCUUGUGCAGUGACGGGCGCCGAGGCUCCUGCCCCCCUUCUGAAGGUGCUGCCAGCCUGCGUCCAUGCUUCGUGUCCUCAGAGGUGACAGAGCCAAGCAAAUGCCCACAGGAAGCCAGGGGCCCAGAAGGUUCGCCACUGCCCUGGCCACCAGUGUCCUGGGAGAAUAAGUGGCCCCCGGCCUCCAUGCCCUUUGCCGAGGGCCCCCCGGAAGUCUGCCUGGCAAGCCCUGGAGCCGCACCUGAAGACUGGCCCCUUAUUCAGCACCCCAGGAAGGAACCCUCCCCAAAUGCCCAUGGGGAUGCCCCAACAGUGCGUGUCCCUGAAGGAGACAUUUCUACUCAAUGCAACAUGGGCGCCAUCGUCCCUGGUGCCCAGGGCAGAGGGGGAGACCUGAAGGAAGAGGGACAUGAACUGUCUUCCUCCAGUCACACUGACCAGCUGCCAGCAAUGUCACCAGCACCUCCUCAAGCGCUGAUGAAGGGACAGCUGUGCGGGAAAGAUGGUGGCUUCAAGUCCCAAGGGCAAGAGGCUGUAGGUGGCCUUCCCCACGCAGAGUGCAGGCAGCCGGCAGCUUCUGUACCAACGGCCCCGAAGGCCCCAGCUGCAGCUCAGACAGAUGGGGAGAGCUCAGCUGACCUGGAGGAGCCCCCCACAAAACCCGAGACCCCAACCCCGCAAGAUCCAGCGCCCAGAGCCUUAGAGAGAGAACCGUGCCAAGUGGAGGUACGGCCUCAGGCUUCAGCUGAUGACUCAGGACCCCUCAGGGCCUGCCCUCCCACCCGCAGCAACUCAGGGGCUGCCCCCGAAGCCAGCACAAGUCCCUGGGAAAGCCUCCAGCAGCAAAUGGGAGCAUGUCUGGAGCACACAGAGCUGCCCGGGGGUCCGCCGAGUCCCGCCCUGGCUCCCGGGCCCGGGGCCUCUGGGAAGGAGAGCGUGGAUGCCAGCGGCGCUCAGGGGCCCCUGCAGAGAGCGGGCCAGGGAGGCGAUCCCGGUACAGGUACAGGGGCUUUGCUCGUGAGCGCCCAGCCUUCCCCGCAGGCCCCGACAGAGGAAGCUAGUCUGCCUUCAGGCUCCACUUGGCAACCAGCUGCUGGGGCCUGUGCGGCCGCAGAAGAGCCCAGCUGGUCCGGCAGAGAGAUGUUGUCCGAGGCCGCGACGCCAGUUCUUACAGAUCCGGCCAGUGGGCCAGCAGACGCAGGGCUGGCGGGACGGGGGAAGCAUGCGGCAGAUCUCAGAAAUGAGGGAGAAGGUCUAGAAGGGAGCCCUGGAGACGGUCCUGACCCUUGGCCUCAGGAGGCCAGGGCAGAGCUCUCAGUGAAGGACCGUGAAGUUCAACAAGGAGUACCACCCUCCGCCCCACCCUGUGCAUCAGAUGAAAGUGCCGGAAGCUCACUGGGGCCAGAGGAUGAAGCCAUGACCCCUGAAAGCCCAUCAGAGGCUGAGGAGGAGAGCAGACCUCCUGGGGCCAAGUCCCGGAGACAGGAAGAAGUCGCACAGCCACUUGACAGUAGAGAUCCUGAGAGCCCUCGGGGAGAGCAACCCGGGGCCUCCAGCUGCAAGCCCGACCCAGAGGUCGAAAAAGAGGUUUCCAAGUUAAGCCGUGACGUGGAGAGCAGAGCGCAUUCCGGCACAGACUCAGCACAGCCGCCCGAGAAGGAGGGUCCUGAGCACACCGACAGGCCUGGCUCUCCGUCAAAAGAUGCAGCUUGGAGCUCAGUGGCCUGCGGGGUGAUGGGGGCAGCCCUUGUGGCCCAGGCCUCUGGCUCAGGGCACCAGCUCUCUGCGGAGGGUGUCCUCCUGGCCCCUGGGCCGGACGGAACUGGUGAGAACAUUCUUCCCGAAGAAGCCGUCUGGGAGGGGCCAGGUCUGCAGACUCCAUGUCCUGACACCCUUCGGGUAGCGGGGGGAUUGGAAAGAAUGGACGGUCUUCCUGCUUUAGAAUCCGAGAGAGCAGAUUUCCUGUCAGCUCGCGCUAUAGAGGUCGACCCCGAAGCCCAGGAGGCCCAGAGCAUGUCAGAGACAAAGAUGAGGCGCCCCCCAUCUGCGCCGAGGCCCGACAGCUGUGACGGGGACGGCUUGCUGACAUCGCCAGGCCGGCCUGGUGGGCUGGGGCAGGAGGCAGCUGGUCAGGAAGGCCAUGCCGACGGGGGCUUUGUCAGUGGGGAGAGUUUGGCAGUGGACCGUGGGCUCCCGAUGCUCAGCCUGGAACAAGAUUGUCAGGGAAAGCCACCCUGCCUGGGAGACCGCCGGAGGCCAGGGGCUGCUUCUGACGGGCCCUCAGUGUCUUCUGAGAACUACCUCCAGCCAUUGCAGUCAGACCCCCAAGCGUGCGUCUUUGACACGGUGCAGGAGAAGCCCCAGCACUGUGAACUUGAGGAAGAUACUUACCCAGGGGGUCUCAGUGGCACGAUUUUAGGCCCAGAUGCUCCUCAAAGACCUGUGGGGCCUCUGGAGGAUGCGCACUGGCCCACUCUCGGGCCAGAGGGGCAAGCUUCCAGACCGGAGCUUCUGGCUGCGCUCCCCAAAGACAGUCUGGCUGGUGCUCCAAGUUCAGCUCCCAAGGACACAGGUCCAGAAGGUCCUGCGACCCAGCAGCCAGAGCUAUCUGCCCCAGUAGGACCAGAGCUGCCAGCCCUGGGGCAGAAUGAGCCAGAGGAAGCAGGCAGUGGCGGCCUGUCCUCCAGACUCUCGCCUCCGGCAGGAGGCGCCUUGAAGGACCCCCCUCCUGCCGGUGUCUUGAGCAGAACGGAGACUUGCUGUGCCUCGCAGGGGCUGAGCAAGUCCCGGCAGGAGGCAGCAGGUGUGUCGCAAGCCAGCAGUCGGCAUGAAGGAGCUUGUCUCCGUGAUGCAGGAGUUUCAGAAGCCGCUAAUGCUCAGCCCCCGCUCCGGGGCUUGGGGAAGACGGAGAAGGCAAGUGGGAACACAGCGGGGACCCCACCUUGUUGGCCUGACUCAGCUGCUCUCCUGGACGCAGCUCCCGGGCCGCCGGUCCCGGCGCCCGCCAGCCUUGGAGUCACACCCACCCGGGAUGCCCCAGACAGAGAGGCGUGGGGCGAAAGCCAGGAAGGCAGGCAGCAUCCGGCACCGGCCCCGCCGAGGGAGAUGGAGCAGCCCACCGCCCUGGACGCGGAGGCCCAGGGGCUUCUCGGAAGGUGCCCAGUGGCCCAGGAUCAAGGAGCUGAUGGAGGCGCUACUGAGGCCGGUGGGCACGCUGAGGAAGGAGACGUGGGGGUGCAGCGGGCUCUGGAGGGGUCAGAGGAAGCUGCUGCGUGGGGCGGCUUCCUACAUUCUGAGCAGCGCGCCUCCCCCGGGAAGGAAGCUUCUACCUCUGCCCUCGAGGAGCCCUGCCAAGCACAGCCACGUCCGGCCAGCUCCCAGGAUGCCUCACUACCGGCCAGAGAGCUGGGUGCAAUUCCCAGGAGCGAGGUGGACAUUUCUGCAGCCCAGGCUGUCCCCAGCCAAAAGAGCCACCUGCCACUGGGGCCACAAGAAGAAGCCGUUCUGGACACUCCCUACCUGGAUAUUGCUGGCACUGCUGGGAAAGGGGCAGGCCCUUGUCCGGUGGAAGAGCCUCUGCCUGCCCUGGAGAAAGCUACCCCCGUGAAGAUUUCCGUCGGCUCGCUAGCCUCCCUCUCACCACCAGGAGCUGCCGGUGGGGAAAUCUCUGCGGCGCAAGCCAGCAGUGGAAGCCCCAAAGCCGCAGACUUUGAGGGACCUGCGGGCUCCGUCCCCUACCUGGACAGGAUGCUGCUUCUGACCAAGAGCGAGCAGAUGACAGGGGAGGAGGGGGCGAGAGUGCCCGGUGCAGGCGCCCAGCCCAGGGAGAUGCCAGCACGCCCUGCCAGUGAGGGACGCAUGGCAGGUGACGCAGCGGGGGAGACAGAGGGCAGCGGGGAGAGGAUGGUGGAACCUUCCGAGGAUCCGAGGAGGGGCGCCUCAGGCGGUGUGGACGCAAGCUCCAAGCAGACGGGCAGGGGCAUGAUCGCUGGGCUCCCUGACUUCAGGGAGCACAUCACCAAGAUCUUUGAGAAGACUGUGCUCAGAGCCCUGACCUCAGAUCGACCCCUGAGUGCAGCUGGAGAAAAGGCAGGAGCUGAGAGGAGUGUGCGGAGUGAGGACGUCCCGGGGCCACGCUCAGAGAGGCCUCCAGACGGGACGCAAGGAGCGGCCAUCGCCCCUGACCCCGCCCUUCCUGCUGAACUCGGGGCAGGCACAAGGGAAAAGAAGCCAGGGGGGCCUACGGAGGCUGAGAUCCCCUGUCCGGGGCCCCAGCACCCCAGUCCAGGAAAGCAACCAGGUCUGGCGGCACCAGGCGCAGAGCAGAACCUGCCAGGGACCAGCGUGGGAAAGGAAAGGGCUGGUGUCCCACAGAUGGUGCAGGACAGUGAGAAGCCAGAGGGGGCUGCGGAGGCCGAGCCGGGGCCGGGGGGCCAGCCCCCCUCCCAGCAUGGGGAAUUAGCUUCAGGUCUCUCUCCUGCAGCUGCACCAAGCACGCCCAUGGGAAAAGCUGCUGACUUCCAGAUGGUUCCCCAGAGCCACGGAGAAGGGGCCUCAGCUCCAGAAGAUAGAAUUCCUCCUGGAAUAUACCACCAGGGAGCAUCCAUGGGUGACAGCCAACCCAGAGAGGACGGCAGUGGCUUUGCGCACACAGGGUGUCCGAGUGUCAUGCCUGUGUUCACCUGCGCCCCGGGAGCAUCUUCUCCCCAUGGGGGUGUCCCGCUUGGGGCCGAGGCCAUCAGUGCACCCUGGACCCCUGACGCUCUUGGGGGUGAGCAGAGGCUUGGAGGUGCUGCCGGGAUCUCAGGAACACAAAACGCCCUGGGCCAGCAGCGGGCCCCAGAGCCACAGGCUGGGGAAGUUCCAGCCACUCCCCUGGAGCCCAGCUCCGUGGCAGGAGCUGCUGGCGAAGCAGAGGGUGAUGUCUCUCUGAGCCCAGCUGAGACCGGGUCACAGGUGUCUGCUGACCGGCCCGAGACAGGUACCACAAAGAUGUUCUCGGGUGCUGCUCCCGGGCCAGCACUGCCAGGAACCGGCGAGGCCCCGGGCCACUCCGAUGGAGACCCGGGCAGGGAGGACAGCGCCGACAGCCCAUCUGUGCACCAGCCGGCUGAGGAGCAGCAGCGCCCCAAGCCCCCCACUGCUGCCGGGGGCGGCAAGCUGCCAGUCCCCUCACCUCCAGAGCCUGACGGACCUUGGGACGUGCCGCUGCUACAAAACCUGGCCCCGGGAGCGAGCCAGGUUGAAAGAAAGAGCCCCCGGCCCGAUCCUUCCAUCUCACCUUCAGUUCCUGAGAAAGAUGCUCCAAAUGUCCCGGGCAACGUCGUGUCAGAGGAGGCCAGAAGUGUGGGAGGAGCAGAAAGGUCACCUGUAGCGGAUGAUGUCAUCCAGCCAGCCGUCCCUGAGGACCUGGAAAACCCACUGAUAGCUGCCUCUCCCCACCAGGGUGAAGCCAUCAGCCAGCUCUCCAGGGAUCUGACCGCCCAGAGCCCCUCCCCUGCCACUGCCUGUGCGGAUCCCACUCCCCGAGCCUCAGGACCUGUGUCGUUGCCUUCUGCCCCAGCUGCUGACGGAGUAGAAGCUUCCGCUGUCUCCUGCCGGGCUCCGGCCAAUGACUUGAGCAGGAGUUCUGACUCUGAAGAAGCAUUUGAGACCCCCGAGUCAACGACACCUGUCAAAGCCCCACCAGCACCACCUCCGCCACCCCCCGAGGUCACGCCAGAACCUGAGACCAGCGCACAGCCUCCCCUGGAAGAACCAGGUACCCAAGGAUGCGGUUCUGAGACGGCCUGCGUCCCCGAUGGCCCACGCAGCAGCUCGGUGGAGGGGAGCCCCUUCCGCCCGCCGUCACACUCCUUCUCUGCCGUCUUCGAUGAAGACAAGCCUAUAGCCAGCAGCGGGACUUACAACUUAGACUUUGACACCAUCGAGCUGGUGGAUGAUUUCCAGACCUUGGAGCCCCGCUGCUCGGACGCUAAGAGUCAGGAGUGCAAAGUGAGCACGCGGAGGAAGUCCACGGAUUCUGUCCCUGUCUCCAAGUCCACGCUCUCCCGAUCGCUCAGCCUGCAAGCCAGUGACUUUGACGGUGCGUCCUGCUCAGGCAGCGCCGAGGCCGUGGCCCCGGCCCCAGACGCGUGCAGUGCGGGCUCAAGCAGUGCCUCCAGUACCCUUAAGCGAACUAAAAAACCGAGGCCGCCUUCCUUAAAAAAGAAGCAGGCCACCAAGAAACCCACGGAAACUCCCCCGGUGAAAGAGACACAGCAAGAGCCGGUCGAAGAGAGUCCCGUCCCCACUGAGGAGAACAGAGCCGUCGAGACGAAGACGGAAGGGGCCAGGACAGAACCUGCGACGCCCACGCCGUCAGAGGAAGCAUCCCCGAAGCCUGCUGCUGUGCCCAAGGCCACCUGCCCCCUGGACUCAGAGGGCGCCGAAGGGGCUGUGCCCCCCGCUCCCGGAAGCGGCAGAGUGCAGAACUCACCCCCCAUUGGAAGGAAAACGUUGCCUCUAGCCACGGCCCUGGAGGCCGUGGAGGUGACCCCGUCGGAUAGCGGGGGACAGGAGGACUCCCCGGUCAAAGGGCUCUCGGUGCGGCUGGAGUUUGACUAUUCUGAGGACAAGGGUAGUUGGGACACCCAGCAGGAAAACCCCCCUCCCACCAAAAAGCUCGGCAAAAAGCCGGUUGCCAAAAUGCCCCUAAGGAGGCCAAAGAUGAAAAAAACGCCCGAGAAACUCGACAACGCUCCUGCCUCACCCACCUGCUCCCCCGAUGAGCCCAAUGACGUCCCUAUGGCGAAAGGUACCUACACCUUUGAUAUUGACAAGUGGGAUGACCCCGAUUUUAACCCUUUUUCUUCCACCUCAAAAAUGCAAGAGUCCCCCAAACUGCCCCAGCAGCCCUACACCUUUGACGCAGACGCCUGCGACGAAUCCGUUGACCCCUUUAAGACGUCCUCUAAGACCCCAGCCUCGCCUUCGAAGUCCCCGGCCUCCUUCGAGAUCCCAGCCAGUGCCACCGAAGCCAACGGAGUGGACGGGGAUGGGCUCAACAAGCCCGCCAAGAAGAAGAAGACGCCCCUCAAGACUGACACAUUUAGGGUGAAAAGGUCGCCAAAGCGGUCUCCUCUGUCUGAUCCACCUUCUCAGGACUCCACUCCGGCGGCCACACCAGAAACGCCGGUGAUCUCCGCCGUGGUCCACGCCACUGACGAGGAAAAGCUGGCCGUCACCAACCAGAAGUGGACGUGUGUGACGGUGGAUCUGGAGGCCGACAAGCAGGACUACCCGCAGCCCUCGGACCUGUCCACCUUCGUCAAUGACACCAAAUUCAACUCACCCACGGAGGAGUUGGAUUACAGAAACUCCUAUGAAAUUGAAUAUAUGGAGAAACUUGGCUCCUCCUUACCUCAGGACGAUGACGCCCCGAAGAAGCAGGCCCUCUACCUUGUGUUCGACACUUCUCAGGAGAGCCCCACCAAGUCUCCCCCGGUCCGGACGUCAGAGUCCCCGACGCCGUGUUCAGGGUCAAGUUUUGAGGAAACUGAAGCCCUCGUGAACGCCGGCACCAAGAUCCAGCAUCCCGUCACACGAGGGCUGGCCCCCAACCAAGAGCCACACUUGCAGGGGCCAGAGAAAUCCUCCCAGAAGGAGCUGGAGGCCAUGACGUUGGGCACCACUUCAGACGCGAUUGAAAUUACAGCUCCUGAGGGCUCGUUUGCCUCUGCUGACGCCCUCCUCAGCAGGCUAGCUCAUCCAGCCUCUCUCUGUGGUGCGCUUGACUAUCUGGAACCCGACUUAGCAGAAAAGAACCCCCCCGUAUUUGCUCAGAAACUUCAGGAGGAGUUAGAGUUUGCUGUCAUGCGGAUAGAAGCCUUGAAGCUGGCCAGGCAGAUCGCCCUGGCUUCCCGUAGCCGCCCGGAGACCAAGAGAGAAGCUGGCCACCCAGCAGAUGUCUCCAUCUCUAAAUCAGCCUUGUACUCCCGCAUCGGGACGGCCGAGGUGGACAAGCCCGCAGGCCUUCUAUUCCAGCAGCCUGACCUGGACUCCGCACUCCGGAUCGCCAGGGCAGAGAUCAUCACCAAGGAGAGCGAGGUCUCGGAGUGGAAGGCGAAGUACGAAGAAAGCAGGCGAGAGGUGAUGGAAAUGAGGAAAAUCGUGGCCGAGUAUGAGAAGACCAUCGCGCAGAUGAUAGAGGAUGAGCAGAGGGAGAAGUCAGUCUCCCACCAGACCGUCCAGCAGCUGGUCCUGGAGAAGGAGCAGGCGCUGGCCGACCUGAACUCCGUGGAGAAAUCUCUGGCCGAUCUCUUCAGGAGAUACGAGAAGAUGAAGGAGGUCCUUGAAGGCUUCCGCAAGAAUGAAGAGGUGCUGAAGAAAUGCGCACAGGAGUAUCUGUCCCGAGUGAAGAAAGAGGAGCAGAGGUACCAGGCCCUGAAGGUGCAUGCGGAGGAGAAGCUGGACAGGGCCAAUGCUGAGAUCGCGCAGGUCCGAGGAAAGGCCCAGCAGGAGCAGGCCGCCUACCAGGCCAGUCUGCGGAAGGAGCAGCUCCGCGUGGACGCUCUGGAGAGGACGCUAGAGCAGAAGAAUAAAGAGAUAGAAGAACUCACCAAGAUUUGUGACGAACUGAUUGCCAAAAUGGGGAAAAGUUAACUUUGAACCAAAUGUUCGGACUUGACCGUUGCGUGCAAUAUGGCCGUCGGCACACUGCUGUCCUCCAGUAACAUGGACUGGUUCUGUUUUCACUUUUUCGUAUGCACUACUCGAUUUCCUUCUAAAUAAUAACGUUGGUUUGAUUGUAUGCAGUUCUAAGGAGACUAUCAGAAUUUCUUGCUAUUGGUUUGCAUUUUCUUAGUAUAAAUUCAUAGCAAGUUGACCUCAGAGUUCCUGUAUCAGGGAGAUUGUCUGAUUCUCUAAUAAAAGACAAAUCACUGACCUUGGCUUGCCCUUUGUACAUGAGUUCCCAGGGUGAGCGGCUUUUGGAUUUAAUAUGAACUUGUACAGCUUGCGCAGGGACUCUUGCCUUAAGGAGUGUAAACUUGAUCUGCAUUUGCUGAUUUGUUUAAAAAAAAUGCAUGUUUCAAAUAAAAUUCUCUAUUGUAAAUAAAUUUUUUUCUUUGGAUCUUGGCAAUAAGCGUGGCUAUGAUUUCUUUUCUGGGAAGGGUUGAGUCUUUUCUCGCCUUUGUUAAAAUCAUAUCAGAUCUGGCCCUUCCUCCGUCUGUCUGGCUCACUUCUUUGUCCGUAGAUUUAAAGAACGUUUCCUUCAUUAUCGUGGCUGUUUGUAGGAUGGAGGCUAAGGGGAAGUACCGACUUGCUGUUUUUUAAAUGCGUAUGUGCUUGUAUUGAAUUAGCUUAGAUUUUGUUAUUACACACGGUCUCUGAGUUUGGGCGGGAAAAUCUGUUUUCCUUUACCGGCUCAAGGAAAGUAGCAGGCUGCCUCUCUUCCUAUGCAUUCUCCUAGUGUGUGGCCAUCGACCCCGAGAAGUCACCCAGCUCCCUCUAAAGGACCAGCCCCCCGUGAGCCAUUACCCGCAGGAGACAAGUAGUGAGGCCACCUUGGAGAUGAGCUAGGAUGUGCCUGCUGUUAGAGUCCUUUGCUGUUCCUGGCUUUCUCGGGGACCCCAGCUUGAGGGGUGUGCAGUGAGAGGGUGGGGAGGUAUCGUAGUUUCCUAAAAUUGCCGUUAUGUCACAUAUUUAGCAGCUUAAAACAAUAGAAAUGUAUUCUCUCACCGUUCUGGAAGCCAGAAGUCCCAAAUCUGAGUGUCAGUGGGACUUUUUUUUCCCUCGGGGCUCCACGGCAGAGUCUGUCCCUUGUCUCUGGAAGCAUCUGGAUAGUGGCCAGCAGUCCCUGGUGUCCCUUGGCCAGUGACUGUGUCCCUUUAGUCGCAGCCUCUGUCUUCACAGGCCUUUCUCCUGUGUCUCAACCCUCUCUUCUCUCUCUUACAAGGGCACCACUCGAUGGAUUUCGGGCACACCCCAAAUCCAGAAUGAUCUCUCAAGAUUCCCAGUUACAUCUACAAAGACCCUGUUUCCAAAUAAGUUCACACUCACGGCUGUGGUGUUGGGCCGUGGAGGCCAUUUGUGGGGGCCCGAGUGUGCCUGUGGGACGUGCGGUGUGCAGAGUGAGUUGCCCCUGGUGGCCCUCAGCUCACGUGCCCCUCAUCCUGCUCAAGCACAGUGGCCGCAGGCUGUUCCCCUCACAUAGGACCACACGACACCACACAGGUCAGGCACCCAGGCAGCACCAGGGAAGAGACCCAGCCCGCCUCUCUGGAAGAGAGCUCUAACCCACUGCCAACCCCACCCAACGGGGAGGGACCCCACGACAGGGCGGCGAUCCGCCUCCCCCCACUGCCCGGCCACCUCUGCGGGCGCCCGGCCCCUGGCCCCCCUCCUCAUGGCUCAGCCGGGCCCCCCGAACCCCCUGCUCACCUGUUCAGACCAAACCCCUCCUCCACCCCCACCCCAGCUUCUGAUCUCGGCUGUGUUCUCCGAACAGCCCAGCCCCUUGCUCUUGAAAGUUUCUAUUUUUCUUAUUACUGAAGCAAAACAUUUCCAUUACUAAAAAAGUCUAGAAAUGCAGGUAAGAAAAAAAAAACACAAUCCCUAAACCAAGAAACGAUAACGGUUAAUGUUUUUGUAUUUAUUUUUCUAUGCUUUUUUUCUCAGUGUAUGAAAUAUUUAUUAAUUUAUAAAAGCGGGAUUAUUUGGACUUCAGCCCCCCUGCGAACCAUUUUGUAAACCUUUGUCGUGUAAUAAAUACUAUAAUGUAACCAUCAUGUUAUGCAAACUUUUAUAUCAAUAAAUACGGCUUUUUGUCAUUUUGAA